Mesorhabditis belari is the source of this 1491-nucleotide messenger RNA. Lineage: Eukaryota; Metazoa; Nematoda; Chromadorea; Rhabditida; Rhabditidae. The record is from the annotation of a GenBank genome assembly.
AUGGAUGGGCAUUUCUGUCCGUGGAAUACCACGCACAUCGAGGUGCCACAACGGUUGCAAGUGAUCCGCGAGGCGUUCGAGAAAUCCGGAGUCUUAAACGAUGGAGUCGAUUUUCUGGAGCCAAGAAUGGCGACAAAGGAUGAGAUUCUUUCCGUUCAUACCGAAGAAUAUUACACAACAAUCGAGAAAACAAAGGGAUUAGGAGUGGAAGAUGCUGAGACUGAAUCCGGCAAAUUUGAGGACAUUUUCCUUAACGGGAGCACUUUUGAUCUAUCACUUCUAUCAGCCGGUUGUGCGAUUGAUUUGACGAGAAAAGUCGUCGAAACUGGAAAAUCCGGUUUUGCUGCCAUUCGCCCACCCGGUCACCACGCGUUCAAGGACGCCGCUUGUGGUUUCUGCGUCUUCAACAAUGUUGUGAUCUGUGCAAAACAGGCUCAAAAAGCUGGUGCAAAGAAGGUAUUCAUUCUCGACUGGGAUGUGCAUGCUGGCCAGGGGACACAGGAGUGCAUUGAGGAGGACGAAAACAUCCGUCUUUUGUCGAGUCACCGCUUUGAGAAUGGGACUUUCUGGCCGAAUCUCGAGCAAAGUGCAGUUGAGCAGAAAUUCAAGCACACAGUAAACGUUCCACUGAAUGCGGUUGGUUUGGGCGAUUCCGAGUUCCUCGCCAUUAUGUACACGUUAGUGUUGCCGAUUCUGCAAGAUUUUCGUCCAGAUCUCAUCAUUGUCUCUUGCGGUUUUGAUGCAGCUUUCGGAGAUCCAGAGGGUUUGAUGAGAAUCUCGCCAAAAGGUUAUGGCUGUUUGACUCGACUCAUUUUGUCUACAGGAAUUCCGUGUGCCUUGAUUCUAGAGGGUGGCUACUUUCUAGACUCAAUUGCAGCGGAUUCAGUUGAAGUGAUGCGAUCGCUGAAAGGUCAUCAACCAUAUCUUCCCAUUGAAAAAAUUCAUCCAGAAUUCUUGAAAACAUUGUUGAGAGUGCUUCGCGUGAAUUCAAGUCUUUAUCCAUCAUUUUUGCAGCAAUAUGAGCUCAUUGAGAAGUUGAGAGCGAAAAAUGGACUGAAAAUGCCGGAGGAAGACCCAGAAUUCCGCGGAGAGCGAAUCCUCACUUAUCCAUUCCCGACAAGAAAUAUUUACAAGGAAAGAAGCGAGGAAAUCUUGAAAGAAUUGAGGGAAGCCUUGAAUGAGCUGACAAAAGAAAGGGAACAGUACAAACAACCGGAAAAGAAACUCACUAUUGUUAGAAGCGAUGAUUUUGAUGUGGAGAUUGAAGAGAAUGAAAUCAAAAUCUCCACUCCAAUCGAAUACCACAAUUUCUUUCACAAUACGCUCUUUUCUCCGCUUUGUGGCCAUGCCGAGUCAAAGGAGAGCUUUAAAGAUUUGAAAAACGCAAAAACCCCAACUCGUAUUUCAGAGAUUCUCGAUUUUUUGGGAAAACUUUUGAAAUUCGAUUUUCUUAAAGAUUUCCCAUUUGUUCAACUUUGUGAAAGAGAUAUU